Blastocystis hominis is the source of this 1383-nucleotide messenger RNA. RefSeq lists its product as hypothetical. The record is from RefSeq and is a predicted model, not a curated record. Bases 1 to 1383 code for a protein of 460 amino acids. Lineage: Eukaryota; Bigyra; Opalinata; Blastocystidae. The transcript has a single exon.
AUGCGGUCCGACAUACGGUCGCUGCCGAGCGGCCCCAGCGGAGCGAAGGGCGUGGCUCCCGCGGGGAGCGCGGGGCUGGCGCAGGGCGUGGUGGCGGGGAUGCCGCAGCUGGUGUCCCCCGCGGUGAUCCCCGCGGUGAAUCGUCCGCUGGGCCAGGGCUACGUGCCCGGCGUGGCGGCGCUGAUGCCCUUCAUGCAGCCCGCCUACUUCGCCCAGCAGGGCGGACCCCUCCCCGCGGGGAUGGCACCCACGGCGCGGUUCCCCGCGGAAGCCGGCGAGCCGGCGGCGGGAGAGGCGGAGGAGGCGGGCGAGGAGCCGGCGAGGCCAUCCCCGCGGGACAGCGUGGGAGAGGAAGGAGCGAGAGAGCGACGCGGCGAGGAACAGGACGAUCCUCGGGCCGCCCAGCCCCGAAUGAACCAGGGAAUCAAUCAGGGAAUGAACCAAGGAAUGAACCAAGGAAUGAACCAAGGGAUUAGUCAGGGAAUGAACCAAGGGAUUAGUCAGGGAAUGAAUCAAGGAAUGAACCAGGGAAUGAAUCAAGGAAUGAACCAAGGGAUUAGUCAGGGAAUGAACCAAGGGAUUAGUCAGGGAAUGGGCCAAGGGAUUAGUCAGGGAAUGAAUCAAGGAAUGGGCCAGGGAAUGAAUCAAGGGUUGGGUCCGGGCUUGGCUCCCAGCCAUGUGCCCCGAUCGGUGCUGGCGGAUCGUCGCCCUCGCGAUCCCCGCGAUCCCCGCGAUCCCCGUGAUCCCCGCGAUCCGCGGGACCCGCGGGAUCUUCGCUCGCUGCGUGCCGGGAGUCGCGAGGAGGCGGGAGCGCAGCACGCGGUGCCGAUGAUGGUGUCCUACGCCUAUCCCCCCGCCGCCACGCUCCCCCCGCGGGAACCGCAUAGACCCCAGGGAGAAACGCCCGGCGGACAGUCGGUGCUGCUCCCCGCGGGGAUCAAGCAGGACCGCGGGAAUGCGGCGUACUCGAACAUGCCGUAUCUGAUCCCGACGGCGGUGAAUCGGAUCGUGCAGCCCAUGCAGGGCCAUGCGAUGCAGCCAAUGCAAACAAUGCAGACCGUGCAACCAAUGCAGACAAUGCAACCAAUGCAAACAAUGCAACCAAUGCAACCAAUGCAGACCGUUCAACCCAUGCAGACAAUGCAGACAAUGCAGCCUAUGCAACUCUUGCAACCCAUGCAGUCGAAUCAUUUGUAUUCGUCAGUCCCUAUCUCGCAGUAUCAACAGAUACAGCAAUCGCAGAUUCAGAAUCAAAGCCAGAAUCAGAGCCAGUCUUUUGAAAAGCAGACAUUGAAAACGCGUACAUUUAAUGCAGAGUCAGUGAACGCCGCCCCGUUCGUUCCUGCGAGCGAGAGACAAGCGGACCUAGAAGAGGAAGAAUAG